Molecule: messenger RNA, 2351 nt
Organism: Cuscuta epithymum
Lineage: Eukaryota; Viridiplantae; Streptophyta; Magnoliopsida; Solanales; Convolvulaceae
Source: the annotation of a GenBank genome assembly
AGAGGUCUAUACUUGAGGAGGCUCAUUCUUCAGCUUAUGCUAUGCAUCCAGGAGGUACUAAGAUGUACCGAGAUUUGAAGGAAAGUUACUGGUGGUCAGGUAUGAAGAGGGACAUCGCAGAGUAUGUGAGUCGAUGCCUUACUUGCCAGCAAGUUAAGGCAGAACAUCAGCACCCGGCAGGGCUUUUGCAGCCACUCACCAUCCCAGAGUGGAAGUGGGAGCACGUGACCAUGGACUUCGUGGUGGGGCUACCACGAACAGUGAACAACUAUGAUGCAGUUUGGGUAGUGGUUGAUAGGCUCACCAAGAGUGCACACUUUUUGCCUAUCAACAUUACUUAUCCUCUUGAAAGAUUGGCCAAGCUCUACACGGAGGAAAUUGUGAGAUUACAUGGAGUCCCGAUAUCCAUUGUCUCGGAUAGGGAUCCACGAUUCACAUCCCGAUUUUGGCCAAAGUUUCAGGCAUCGCUGGGUACCAAACUGAAGUUUAGCACAGCUUUUCACCCACAGACGGAUGGACAGUCCGAGCGGGUGAUACAGAUUUUGGAAGACAUGCUUAGGGCAUGUGCUUUGGAGUUCCAAGGAAGUUGGGACAAGCAUUUGGCCCUAGUGGAGUUUGCUUAUAACAACAGUUAUCAAGCAAGUAUCGGCAUGCCUCCAUAUGAGGCAUUGUAUGGGAGGAAAUGCAGAACACCGUUGUGUUGGGACGAGGUUGGCGAGGCCAAACUCGAAGGGAUAGAGCUGGUUGAGAUCACCAAGGCCAAGGUAAGGAUCAUUCGGGAUAGAUUGAAGGCUGCUCAGGACCGACAGAAGAGUUAUGCUGAUAAACGGCGGAGACCGUUGGAGUUCGAAGUCGGUGACGAGGUCUUCCUAAGGAUUUCUCCUUGGAAGGGCAUCAUUCGAUUUGUAUCGAGGGGAAAGCUUAACCCCCGAUACAUUGGUCCAUUUGAGAUCCUUGAAAGGAUUGGAGCCGUGGCUUAUCGUCUCAAGUUAACGCCGGAACUUGAGAAGAUACAUGAUGUGUUUCAUGUAUCAAUGCUCAAGAAGUACAUACGGGAUCCCUCUCAUAUUCUUGAGAAACCGCCAGUAGAGAUCCGUGGGGAUUUGCAAUAUGCGGUGGAACCAGUGAAGAUUGUUGGUCAACAAGUGAAGAAGCUUAGGAAUAAGGAGAUUCCUAUGGUAAAGGUCCUUUGGAGGAGUGAUCGAGUCGAAGAAGAAACUUGGGAGACCGAGGUCUCAAUGAGGGAGCAAUACCCAUUUCUUUUCGAUUAGAUACUUGGAUUUCGGGGACGAAAUCCCAAAUAAGGGGGGGUGAACUUGUAACACCGUCCCCAAAUAUAUUUACUUUUAUGUAAAUAAUGUAUUGAACCUUAUUAAAGGGUUAAUGAAUUUACGAAGUUGUAAAUUUUUACUACUUCUUUCGCGUGAAUAGUAAAUUGCACGUGGGACCCACACCGAGUGUGGGGGCUGCCCGACAUUCCCGAGACCAUAUAUUUUAUUCAUCUUGGUCUAGAUAAUAAAUAUAUAUUGGUGGAUAUUUCAUUUGGGCCAUGGAAAGGCCCAGAGUUGACCGAUCGGUCAAAAGAGGCCCAAAUUACCGGUACUGGUAAUUUAACGGAUAACAGCCCGAACUGAAUUUCGGAGGCUUAUAAAUUAAAGUUGGGGAAUGUAUAUUCAUUAUACAUGUCAUAAUGAGUAAGAGCACAUAAUAUAUUUUAUUGGACCUGAUAAAAUAAAAUAUAUUUAAAACAGUCCAAAAAAUACAACUUUCGGGACCGAUUGUACACUUCGGGACAAAAAGGGUUGACCUCCCACAUGAGUGGGGGCCAACCCACGUUUUUGCCACUCAAAUUGGAGGGGUUGGCCGGCUGGUAAGAGAAGAGAAGCAUGGGAGGAGGCUUUGAUAUGAUCUUUAUGGCAUCAAACAAAAAUGAGGUGGCCCCCAUCCACACUCAUUUGUUCAAUGAGACAAAUGGGUAAGCCUCACCCCUCUCCCACCCUCAUUUUCGGCCAAGAGAACCCAGGAAGAGCAAAGAACCACCCAACCUCCUUCCUCCAUUGUUGAAGAGAGCUCAUCAAAGAAGAAUCACCCAAAAAAGAGCUAAAGUGCUAAAAGUGUGAAAUAAUUAAGGAACUUGUGAAAGGUAUUUCAAGUGAUUUCACAAAGUUGGAAAAGUCGCCGGAGUUGUCGCCGGAGUUGACCGAAAGUCGCCGGAGUUUCACCGGAGUUCAACCAAGAAGGGUAGAACUUCAUAACGCUAAUUCAAGGUGAGUGGACGGCUUAAUAUCUUAUAACUUUUGGGUUAAUUAUGAGAUUACCUAAAUAAAUGUUAUAUGAGUUCAUAAUAAUGU